Messenger RNA from Brienomyrus brachyistius, 4768 nucleotides. RefSeq names its product ATP-binding cassette, sub-family H, member 1 (gene abch1). The transcript is spliced from 20 exons. Gene Ontology annotation, molecular function: ATP binding; ABC-type transporter activity; ATP hydrolysis activity. Gene Ontology annotation, biological process: transmembrane transport. The record is from RefSeq and is a predicted model, not a curated record. NCBI's taxonomy places the organism in Eukaryota, Metazoa, Chordata, Actinopteri, Osteoglossiformes, Mormyridae. Gene Ontology annotation, cellular component: membrane; ATP-binding cassette (ABC) transporter complex. The coding region runs from base 451 to 2541 and encodes 696 amino acids.
UGAAUGAUUUAAACACGCGUAUGCUGCGAUGACGCAUUGCCCCCAAAACGGGAAAUACCUCAUUCGAAAGAGAAAAGAACGCAUAUAAAUCUGAAUGUCAAACGUCACUUUCUGUACGGGUGGCGCAGCAUUUCUCGAUUCAUGUGUUUUAAAAAUAACUCAGACAGAAUUUUUUUAAUCGCUUUUUAAAAAGAGACUUAUCUUGCCAUAACUCCAGUGUAACAUACCUAUAAUUUAGGGACACAUUACCGGGCCAAGUGUCCUCUUUUUAUUUUGCUGCAGCUGAGACCUGUAUAAAUUAAAGUAAAGCAGAUUAUUUGUAAGAAUCUGCGUAACUAAAUCGAAUAAACAAAGAGAAAAUACUGCAGCUGUUACAAAGACCUGGACGGAAUUGCGUGCAGUCGGAUCGGGCGUCUUUCUAAGUUAAUUAAGCAGACCGUCCCAAGCAGGAUGAAGAGCGAUGUUGAGUCGGGCAGCACGCUGGAAUCUGGAACAGCUGCUAUACAAUGCAGGGAUGUCUGCAGGUCCUAUGGCAAGCUGAGGGUACUGAACGACCUCAAUCUGACCGUGCUACAGGGACAAAUCUAUGGCUUGCUGGGGCCAAGCGGCUGCGGCAAGACCACGCUGCUGAAGUGCAUUGUGGGAAUGCUGAAGAUCUCACGGGGUCACAUCACGGUGCUGGGGAAGCCCCCUGCCUUUCCCGGACACGGGGUGCCCGGUAGAAUGGUCGGGUACAUGCCUCAGGAUCUGGCCUUGUACAGCGAGUUCACCAUCAGCGAUACAUUGUGGUUCUUCGCCCGCAUCCAUGGCCUCUCCAGAAAGGAAACGCAGACCCGGAUGCAAUUCCUCAUCGAUUUCCUGGAUCUGCCUCAGAAAUCCAUCCUGAUCCGAAACCUCAGUGGAGGGCAGAAGCGGAGAGUGUCGCUGGGUGCUGCCUUGCUCCAAAACCCCGAGCUGCUGAUACUGGACGAGCCCACCGUAGGGGUGGACCCCGUGUUACGUGCCAAGAUCUGGCAGCACCUGGUGGAGAUCGUGAAGGACGGGCAGGUGUCCGUCAUCAUCACCACGCACUACAUCGAGGAGGCCGGCCAAGCACACGUGGUAGGGCUGAUGCGUAAUGGCCGUCUGCUGGCAGAAGCCCCCCCGGACGCGCUAAUGAAGCAGCACAGCGUGACGACCCUGGAGGCCGUCUUCCUGCAGCUAUGCGAGUCCUCGGACCAGACGGGCCACAAGCCCUGCACUGGCAGCCCCCAGGACCUGCGCACAGAGGACAGCCAGUCGUCGGAGGGCAGUCGGGAGGAGAGCCAGCCCAUCCUGAGUGAGGCGCCGGCUCCCGCCGCCCAGAACUCCAAACUCACACCGGACUGGAAGGUGAGGGUGUGGCACAUGACCCCCAAGUGCCGCAACAUCACAGCCCUGAUGAUCAAGACGAUGGUGCGGAUGAAGAGGUUGCCAGGCUUCCUGUGCUUCCAGUUCCUGCUGCCUGUCAUCCAGAUCUCCCUGAUGUGCCUGUGCAUUGGCGGGGAUCCCCGGGGGAUCCCCGUGGCCGUGGUCAACAAUGAGACCAGCGGCGACUUCUACAGCAGGACGCUGCUUUCCUUCCUGGAUAAUUCCAGUAUUCAGCAGGUGGAGCUGUCCCACGCAGAGGCCUUUGCCGGGGUUAAUGAUGGCCAGUACUGGGCAGUCAUUGGCUUUGGAAAGAACUUCUCCAGCUACUUAAUGAAGAGAAUUUUGCAAACCCGAGUUGCGAGGGACAUUGUGGAGGGAGGCUCCGUUCAUGUGUGGCUGGACCUGACUAAUCGACAGAUUGCCGUUAUGCUUCAGAAGAAGCUCCAGGAGGCGUUUGAGGCCUUCGUCCACAGCAAACUGGGCACCAUGUCAUACCUGGUCUCCUUGCCUAUCAAGUUCGAAGAGCCCAUUUACGGCAGCAAGAACACAGACUUUACCACAUUUGUGACUCCCGGAGCCGUCCUAAGCAUUACCUUCUACCUGGCAGUUGGGCUGACUGCCCUGUCCUUUGUGCUUGAGAGGAAGGAGGGCCUUCUCGACAGGUGCUGUGUAGCAGGUGUGAGCUCCCUAGAGACCAUGCUGGCUCACCUCUUUUCCCAGCUGCUCGUCAUCAGUGUCCAGAUAUCCCUGAUGCUCCUCUUCAUCUUCCUAGUCUUCAAGGUUCCCAAUGAAGGCUCGCUGGUGCUGGUCAUCGCAUUGAUAGUCCUACAGGGUGUGACUGGUAUCUCCUUCGGCCUGGUCAUCUCAGCGGCCAUCGACGACGAGCAGUCGGCCAACCAGGCUGCCCUGGGCGUCUUCUACCCCAACCUCAUCCUCAGUGGUAUCAUCUGGCCUGUGGAGUGUAUCCCGUACCCUUUGCGCUACCUGAGCCUGGUCCUGCCCCAGACCUACGCCUCUGAAGCCCUGCGCUGCAUCAUGUAUAGAGGGUGGGACUUGUCGCGGAUGAUGGUGUGGCGCGGCUUUGUGGUCACCUUGGGGUGGAACACCUUCUUCCUGAUCCUGGCCAUGGUCAUCCUCAAGCUGCGUACCUGAGGGGCGGAAUUGGGGAACGUCAUGCCGUCGUGGGCACAUUUGGUGUCGGGGAGUGUCGCUAGGAAAGGUGCAGGCUUCACAGAGUGGAACAGGCCUCACUGGCUAAACUUCUUGUUUUUCCUGGUGGGGUGGGGUGGGGUAUUCACCCCUCACCCCCAUUGCUUCUCCCUCCUCAAGCCCACAUUGGCUGGGUCCGGUGCUGUGUAAUUAUUGGCAUAUAUUACCUCAGGACUUCCCUGUCAGCCUUAAAACGUUUGAUUUUACAAAGGCUAUUUUAGGUGUGAGGACUUGAUUACUGUAGCUAAUAAAAAAUGUACAUAUAGAGAGAGGCAGAAAUAUAUAUUCCUUUUUCACUACAUUUGUACAUAUUGUACUCUGGUGACACCCAAAGGUAAGAGUCUAAUGACGUUAAAAAUCUGCCUUUUAAUUGCAUGUAGAACGGCAUUGGACCCUGAUGCCAGUUUUCUAGUAUGGUGCCAAGUAGAAACAGGACAGAACCGGACCGGGAUUGUAUUCAUGUAUUUGUGUCAGGAACCAAGACUGGACCUUUCACCGCAAGACCAUGACACGCGUAAUGGGGCCGUCCCUCGAUGAUUAGUCGCUGUAUUGAUUGACCUCAUAAUGCAGCAUCCAAGUGCUUUGAGACGAAACCAGCAAUAAACCCAAUAAAAAAGCACAAAUACCAGCUAUAUUUAAAAUUACUACAUAAAUUAAAAGUAACCUAGCUAAUAAUUUCCUGGCGCUUACCACAGGCAAAAAGAAUCAGAUGGAUUUUUAUUUUAAAAAUUACAGGGCGCAGCUAGCGGUAAAGAUUUGAAAGUGUAGAGUACGAAGAUAAAUGUUUUUCAUGUCAUACUAAACAAACCUCGGGUGAGAAGUACAAUAAUGGACAUGCAAAACGGCGUUCUGUACGACGUUCCUCUUGUGCAGGCCAGCACAACAAUUAGCCAAUCAGGGGAUCUCACCAUGGAAACGGCCCGGUUGUAGGUGGGUCUCUGUGUCUGGAGUUUCCUUAUAUGGUGCAGGGCUGUGAAAUGAUGAAGGGAAAAGAAAUGUAUGUGUCCUGGUGAGACCAGAUGAUGGAAACAUUACGUCUGUGACCACUGACCGCUAACAAUGACUCCCCCCUUCCUCACAGACUGCUGCUGUGCCCGUCGGCCCCACUUAUAUUUGGCUGUCUUCACCAAUAGUGGCGCCCCCUCUGGUUGUUGGUGGUAAUGCAGCAUCUACUGUAAUGCAGCGUACCCAUGCCUGUAACUUUCAUCACAGAAAAACAUAACGUUAUGUUAAUUAUCUCUCAAGAGUUCAUAUCUGCUGAAUUUCUUUGUGCCACUGAGGAAUGAGAGGCCCUGACCAUGUUUACAGCCGGGCCAUCGAGGCCGAAGGCAGCUUCUGAUGAACCCGGUCUGGUGCCAGUCCAAUGGUCCAAAGUUGAGCCUUGCUUGUGUGUUUUCCAACAUCCGUUUUUUUUUUUUAAUUCAUUUUUCUCAGAAUUUUAUUAAACAUAACAAAGCAAAUUCAUUCUUCACUUUUUAAAGACUCACGUCAGCUGACAAGUCUGAGGAAUAUACGUAAUUGUAAGCCAAAUGUAUUUCGGGACGUUUGAUGGGACGGGAAUGUUAUUAAACUGUCAAGACCGCUGGGGACUGACUUUCACCGACAGAGGGGUGGGGAACGGGAUAUCAUAGUGCCCAAUCUGGUCCCGGAUCAGUGAGGACUCUCAUCAUGCGUUGCAAAUGACACACUGUAGUGUGUCGCGCCGCAUGAUAGUUAACCCUAUAACGCUGUUGUUUUGCUCCGCCCCCCUGCAUUAUUUUCAUGAGAUAAUAACAGCAAUCUGUUCCUCUGCAUGGUGUCAUGUUCCCUCUUCAUGUUUUUACCCAGAUACCAAUGCUGACAUGGCACUGACUUCCUGGGGACCGGGGAUUUGGGAGGGGGGGGGGGGUGCAGCGUGUAUGCGGUCUUUGUAAUCAGUUAAUCAGCUGAUUAAUCACUCGGGGAAAUAAUUGCCUCCGAUUGUCUUGCUGAUGGUUCCUUCGGAGGAGUGUAAAUGGGGGGGUGCGCAGCCGGGUCCUUCCAUGGUUGCGGUGGCCUUGGCGCUGUGUUCGCUGUGACGGUGUUUUGGGAGCCAGUCCCCUCUCGCAUCUGCUGUGUCUACAGAUGCUCUCCUGGGAAAUCUCUCCUUUCUGUUCACUUUCAAAACAAUAAAUCUCUGUAUGAAAUGUUA